Messenger RNA from Nelumbo nucifera (sacred lotus), 1347 nucleotides. Its product is annotated as putative carboxylesterase 2. Gene Ontology annotation, molecular function: hydrolase activity. Lineage: Eukaryota; Viridiplantae; Streptophyta; Magnoliopsida; Proteales; Nelumbonaceae. The record is from RefSeq and is a predicted model, not a curated record.
CCUCUCAUGGUCUUCACUCACCUCCUUCCAUUUCAUAUAUUGUAACGAGAUUAGCAUCCGAAUUCCUCCAAGCCUCCAACCACCUCUCUCCACUUCUUCUUCGUUCUUCUUCGUCCUCUGAUGGAUUCAAGCGCGGCUGAAAUAGCCUACGAAUUUCCUCCAUUUUAUGUACUGUAUAAAGAUGGGCAUGUAAAGAGGCUUAUCGGCACUGAUUUUGUUCAGGCAUCAUUGGAUCCCCAAACCGGUGUUUCAUCCAAGGAUGUAAUCAUCGUACCCGAAACCGGUGUAUCUGCUAGGCUGUAUCUCCCCAAAAUAACCGACCCACAUCAGAAACUCCCUCUUCUCAUUUACUUUCACGGUGGAGGCUUCGUCAUCGAGACUGCUUUUUCUCCCACCUACCACUACUAUCUCAAUUCUCUGGUAGCUCAGGCAAAUAUUGUCGCUGUAUCGGUGGAAUACAGAAGAGCCCCCGAGUACCCACUUCCGAUCGCCUACGACGACUCAUGGGCGGUCCUCCAGUGGGUGGUCUCCCAUUCCAUGGACCAGGACGGUGCUGAGCCUUGGUUGAGGGAUCAUGUGGAUUGCAAACGAAUUUUCUUGGCGGGGGACAGCGCCGGUGCCAACAUAGCCCAUGAUAUGGCUAUGCGAGCUGGGGCCACCGGCUUGAAGCUUCGUGGUAUUGCUUUGAUCCAUCCUUACUUUUGGGGGGAGAAGAGGAUAGGGUCGGAGGCAGAGGACCCAGAUAAGGCGAAGAUGGCGGACAAGAUGUGGCUCCUUGCUUGCCCGUCCUCGGCGGGUGCUGAUGACCCACGCAUUAACCCUGUUGGGGAGGGAGCGCCGAGCCUGUCGAGAUUGGGUUGCAGUCGCCUGCUAGUGUGCGUGGGAGAAAAAGACAUUCUGAAAGAUAGAGGAUUGAUUUACUAUGAAACACUGGUGAAGAGCGGAUGGAGUGGAGAGGCGGAGAUUAUGGAGUCCCAAGGGGAGGAUCACGUCUUCCAUCUCUUCAAUCCCACUUGUGAGAAAGCCGUGACCCUCAUGAAACGCUUGGUAUCCUUUGUCAACAUUGACGAUUAACCAUUAGAGUUCCAACUUCCGACCGUGUUGUGUUGCACGCCAAAGUGAAGCAGUAAUUAUAUUGCUUUGUUUAGCAAGUGUUAAAUUAGGCUUAUUAGGCGCUUAGCUAAAAUACAACUGCACUCAGAAAAGAAGGAUGAGUCGCAUCUCUUCUGUUGUAUGGAUUACGGCGAGGGCACCAUCUCUUGACUCUUGAUAUAAAAAGAUGUCUCAGAUUGCAAUUGCAGCAUAUAUCAGUCCAGUAAUACUUUACUCUAUAACUUAGUAAAUAAA